GACAGUACAUGUCAAGUUAGGCCGACCGCACAGUAAUAAUAAAUUUACAAAGUUUUAGCUUAAUUUUCCGGAAAAUUUGAUGGAAAAUGGCAACGGCACUAUUUAAAUACGGAAAAUCGGCAUUUAGUUUCGUACAACAAGCCCACCGUCAAAUAUGUUCAUCCAGUGCGUUGUAUCUUAAGCAAAUAAACGUCAAAGAGGAACCAGGUUCAAUAACCAUAUCCGGCGAAUACGUACAAUCACCGAAUGAAAGUAACCUUCUGGCAGAGGUGAAAGAGGAAAAUUUCUGUCCGAAAUGUACUCUCGGACUAGAAAUCAAACAUACAGACGUGUUGAUUCUGAGUCAAUAUUUACGCUCUGACGGAUGCAUGCUGCCGCGUCGCAUUACCGGUCUUUGCAAAAUUCAGCAGAAACACAUCGGAAAAAUGGUCACGAUGGCACAAAAAUCAGGUUUAAUGCCAAAUAUUGCUCCAGCGUGGAGUAAACGUGAUCCGAAACGACGAGCCAAUUGGAAGAAAUACAACAAAUAUUUUGAUGAGAGAACGAUUACGUAUUGCAAAAGAGUUAUUGAGUAAAUAUUUAUUACGAAUCGUUGGAUGAAAUCAGUUCAAAUAAAUGUUAGAUAACUGCGACG
This is a messenger RNA of Bradysia coprophila, 634 nucleotides long. It is a transcript of the gene mRpS18A, whose product is annotated as mitochondrial ribosomal protein S18A. Gene Ontology annotation, biological process: mitochondrial translation. Gene Ontology annotation, cellular component: ribosome; mitochondrial small ribosomal subunit. The record is from RefSeq and is a predicted model, not a curated record. Gene Ontology annotation, molecular function: small ribosomal subunit rRNA binding; structural constituent of ribosome. Lineage: Eukaryota; Metazoa; Arthropoda; Insecta; Diptera; Sciaridae.